AUGGCGAGUAACGAUAGCCAGAAUGCAAGGAGCGAACCCUCUGCGGCCACGGUUCCUGAAGUGGGCCAUGAUGUGGUAGACAGGACGCCGACUGCAGGCAACUCCACCGUAUCGGGCACUAGCAAUACAAGCGCCGAUGAGAGUGCCUUUCAACACCUCAAUGUUGAUUAUGAAGAUCAUGAUAGUGCCAUCGGAGGCAUGACCCCGAUGACCUCGACGAUGUCGUUAAAUUCGAGCAUCUAUGAGUUCGUCGAGGAGAAUGGGCGCACUUACCACCGGUAUAAAGAAGGCAAAUAUAUGUUGCCGAAUGACGCGGAAGAGAUGGAUAGACUCGAUCUCCAACACCAGCUGUGGUUGAUCACGCUGUAUGGCAAGUUAUACCUUGCGCCUAUCUGUAACCCGCACAAUGUCUUAGAUAUCGGUACGGGGACAGGAAUAUGGGCUAUUGAGUUUGCCAAUAGUCAUCCGUCGGCGCGCGUGACCGGGAGCGAUCUAAGUCCCAUACAACCAGAAUAUGUACCAUCAAACUGUCAAUUUGAGGUCGACGACGCCGAAGACGACUGGAAUUAUUCACAACCGUUCGAUUUAAUACACGGACGUGCUUUGGUAACCUGCUUCAAAGAACCCGCCACAGUGAUAGCCUCUGCAUUCAAAGCACUUACUCCGGGUGGCUAUCUGGAAUUUCAAGAUAUAGUAUUGCCAAUGCGCGCGAUUGACGACACCCUGCAAGGAACCGCAAUCAACGACUGGCAGACUAGAACAAUCAAUGCAGCCGAAAGCAUGGGGAAAAACUGGAAGCUGGUUGGCAACUAUGUUCAGUAUUUUGAAGAGGCUGGGUUUGUUGAUGUGGUGGAGACGCAUUUCCAAUGGCCCUUGAACACUUGGCCGAAGGGCGAGAGGAUGAAGACUCUAGGCCGCUAUUGGCAAGAGGAUCUGCUGCGCGGCUUGGAAGGUCUUUCAAUGGCCGUUUUAACGAGAGCAGGUGGUAUGACGAUGGAUGAGGUGUUGAAACUUACUACGGAGGCCAGGAAGGAUCUUCAUAAUAAGAGUAUCCAUGGUUAUCUUCCAAUGCACAAAUAUCUCAAAGUGCUCUUUCCAAAAAUUCAAGCUCGUCGACCCCACCUCAUCUGCUGUCAAGCAAGCGCCUGUUCACCUACAUCUGCUCCAGAUGGAUCGAUGACUUACAUGCCAAACUACUACGAAAUUCUUGGUCUCCCUAAGGACUUCCAACAUGAAUCAGAUAUCCCGACGCAGACUCUGCGAAGCGCCUACCGAAGGGCACUCCUCCAGAACCACCCAGACAAGACCCCGCUCGCAAAACCUUCGGUGAACACAAAGGGAUCCGUGUAUACGAUCGAUCAAAUAGCCGAAGCCUUCAAUGUCCUAUCGAUUCCCAGAGCGCGGGCGGAAUACAACAAGGAGCUGAAGUUGCAAAAUGGCUCUACAAACAUUGGAGGGGUACAGGGAAGACAGGCGUUCCAUACCGGGGUUGAGACGCUGGAUCUUGAUGAUUUAGAGGCUGAUGAGGCACAAGGGAUAUGGUAUAGAAGCUGCAGAUGCGGGGAUGGACGUGGGUUCUUAGUUACGGAGGACGACUUGGAAGAAGCUGCUGAUGACGGUGAGCUCCAUGUGGGCUGCAGAGGCUGCAGUCUUUGGCUGAAGGUGCUCUUUGGUGUCAUUGAAGAUGAUGGCCAGGCUGGGGCUGGGCCUGAGACUACUGGAGAUAUGCGGAAUGGGUAG
Venustampulla echinocandica is the source of this 1740-nucleotide messenger RNA. RefSeq lists its product as uncharacterized. Bases 1 to 1740 code for a protein of 579 amino acids. NCBI's taxonomy places the organism in Eukaryota, Fungi, Ascomycota, Leotiomycetes, Helotiales, Pleuroascaceae. Gene Ontology annotation, molecular function: methyltransferase activity. The record is from RefSeq and is a predicted model, not a curated record. The transcript is spliced from 10 exons.